AUGGUGCUGUUUGCGGUGACCAGAGUUGUUUACAACCUGUGCGUCCAUCCGCUCCGCAACUUCCCCGGUCCGAUCCAUAUGCGGGCCUCGGUAUUCCCCUACCUGUGCAAGGAGAUGGCCGGCACCCUUUCGGACGAUAUCCUGGACCUGCACAGGCGCUAUGGCGAGGUGGUGAGGGUGGCGCCUCACGAGCUAUCCUUUGCCAACGCCGCGGCCUGGGACGACAUCUACAGCCAAAAGCAGAACUUGGGAAGAGAUACUCGCUUUUAUUCUGUCCCCGAGAAACACCUUGCCUCUGUUGACCUCCAGAAAGGCAAUAUCGUCCGGCGCGCGCUCCAGCCUGGUUUCAGCGAGAGGAGCCGGCGGGACCAGGAGCCCACCAUUAUGUCUUGUGUCGACUUGCUGGUACGGCGACUGCACGAGAGGUGCGGCGGAGGUGCGACACCCGUGGAUAUAGUUUCAUGGUACGAUUUCACUACCUUUGACAUCCAUAGCGACCUAGCGUUAGGUGAGGCUUUCGGCUGCCUUGAGAUGUCCGACUAUCAUCCUUGGGUUAGGGAUACCUUCCAGCUGAGCCGUGCCGGAAGGUUCCUACGGCUGCUGAACUACUUUCCUAGACUGAAAAAGCUUCUGUUCUUCUUGGUGGGGAAGUCGGCUCGGAAGCGGUCCAGGGAACACACUGAAUUGCCGAGGACGAAAUUGCUGAAGCUUAUGGAUGACAGCAAGGAGGAGCGCUCCGAUCUAAUCGGGAACCUAAUUAAGCGAAAGGACGACUUGGGACUAUCGAUGGAGGAACUCCAGGCCAACGCUAUCAUCCUAGUCCGUGCUGGGGCAGAGACCACGGCGACGGCGCUCUCCGGAUUAACAUACUACCUCUUGACGAAUGCGAAUGCUCUGGAAAAAGCAACCCUGGAGGUCCGAUCCACUUUUAAAGACGAAUGCGAAAUUACCUUUUCGUCUGUUUGCCGCCUGAACUUUCUGCAGGCUUGCAUGAACGAGACACUACGGCUCUACCCCCUAUCUCGGUUGGAAUGCCGAGGGUGA
Molecule: messenger RNA, 1044 nt
Organism: Penicillium canescens
Lineage: Eukaryota; Fungi; Ascomycota; Eurotiomycetes; Eurotiales; Aspergillaceae
Product: cytochrome P450 ClCP1
Exons: 2
Coding region: 1-1044 (347 amino acids)
Molecular function (GO): iron ion binding; oxidoreductase activity, acting on paired donors, with incorporation or reduction of molecular oxygen; heme binding
Source: RefSeq, a predicted model, not a curated record